Molecule: messenger RNA, 603 nt
Organism: Hydatigera taeniaeformis
Lineage: Eukaryota; Metazoa; Platyhelminthes; Cestoda; Cyclophyllidea; Taeniidae
Source: the annotation of a GenBank genome assembly
GUCCCAAAAGGUGUGGUAAUUUCCAAUCGAAUGAUGUUGGCAAGCUUAAACAACAACAUCCUCAAUUGUGGUAGGGAUAUUAUAACGGAAGAUGGUGUCUAUCUAUCUUACCUUCCUAUGGCUCACAUAUUAGAACAAAUGUUUAUCCUGCUUACGAUCUUCAAUCGAGGCAGAAUUGGAUUUUAUUCGGGCGAACCUCGUCUUCUGUUUGAAGACGCCAAGCAAUUAAAGCCCACACUUUGGACUACCGUUCCACGAAUCCUACUGCGAAUAUAUGAAGGCGUUCAAAAGAAGAUUGGCAAUUCCGAAAUAAAGAAGCGCCUCUUCGCUAAAGCCGUGGCGUCAAAGAUUCAGGCUGUGGACGCAUGCAACUUUUCCACGAGCACGAUUUGGGAUAUCCUAUUUUUCUCCAAAAUUCGCGCCCUUCUCGGUGGCCACGUUCAGGUUAUUGUUUGCGGUGGAGCUCCACUCCCUACUCACAUCCUUCGCUUCGCGCGUGCUGCUUUCUCAUGUUGGUCACCCCUUUCACCCUUAAUUGAGCGCGUGUAUGCAUUUCCUUUUGCAAAGGAUGAAGUCGUUCUUCCGCUGGAUGGAGCGAUCUAA